AUGCCUAUUCUUGCUCCAAAGUAUCACAUUCUGGCCCCAGAUCUGCCAGGCUUUGGCUUCACAGAGGUUCCCGCCGAGUUGCAGUUCAAGUACAGCUUCGAGAACAUCACGUCGACCAUUGGGUCAUUGUUGGACGCACUAGACAUCACCAGAUUCGUCGUGUAUGUCUUUGAUUACGGCGCUCCUACCGGCUUUCGCCUAGCACUCGAGCGACCCGAGGCCAUUGUCGCAGUAGUGUCGCAGAACGGCAAUGCAUAUGAAGAAGGAUUGACUCCGUUCUGGGACCCUUUGCGCAAACUCUGGGCUGCCCCAAACAGCUCUGAAGAAGAGAAGAACAUUAGGGAGACGAUUCGGAAUGCUGUCCUCACCUUCGCGGCGACAAAGGCACAGUACCUAGACGGUGAGCCCGAGGCAGACGUGAUUGAUGACCCAGCUUCAUACCAUCUCGACUGGGCGUUGAUGUCUCGGCCAGGAAACGCCGAAAUCCAGCUCGAUCUGUUCAAGGACUAUGCAAGCAACGUUGCGCUGUAUCCUCAGUUUCAAGCAUACCUCCGCAAGAGCCAGGUGCCUCUUUUGGCGGUCUGGGGAAAGAAUGAUUUCUUCUUCGCCGCUCAGGGAGCAGAAGCUUUCAAGAUAGAUGUCAUGGAUGCGACGGUCGUCUUGUUAGAUGGAGGCCAUUUCUCAUCCGAGAGCCAUGCAGACGAGAUUGGGAAAUUAAUGCUGGACUUUUUGCAACAACGCGGUAUUUGA
Exophiala dermatitidis NIH/UT8656 is the source of this 750-nucleotide messenger RNA. RefSeq names its product haloalkane dehalogenase. Gene Ontology annotation, molecular function: epoxide hydrolase activity. The coding region runs from base 1 to 750 and encodes 249 amino acids. Lineage: Eukaryota; Fungi; Ascomycota; Eurotiomycetes; Chaetothyriales; Herpotrichiellaceae. The transcript has a single exon. The record is from RefSeq and is a predicted model, not a curated record.